This is a messenger RNA of Paramormyrops kingsleyae, 4790 nucleotides long. Its product is annotated as glutamate receptor ionotropic, kainate 4-like. Gene Ontology annotation, molecular function: ligand-gated monoatomic ion channel activity; signaling receptor activity. The record is from RefSeq and is a predicted model, not a curated record. Gene Ontology annotation, cellular component: membrane. Gene Ontology annotation, biological process: monoatomic ion transport. Lineage: Eukaryota; Metazoa; Chordata; Actinopteri; Osteoglossiformes; Mormyridae.
CAUCCAACGACGAUUUAUGACUACAUUCACGGAAUCGUCGAUAGCCUACAGUUGCGAUGUUGAACUGCACAGGUAAUUACUUCAUCGGAAUCUAAUCAUUAAAGUAAUUUUGUAGGUUAUUUUACUUAACAGCCUGGGACUUGCAAGUCAUUAUAAACUAUAUAUCCUAUACAAAUUAGUCAUCGGGAAAUUCAUGGCGACGCGUGGCUCCGCACAGAUGCCUAUUCGCAGUUAAUACACGGGUAUGUAUAUAUAGGUUAAUAUCGUGUUGAAGCAGGUUGCUGUCUUCGGAAAUGAUGUGUGCGGCGUUUUUAUCACUUUAAAGCGCCGAAGGCGUCCAGCUCAGCGGCGGCGGCAGCGAGCGCAUAGGAAGCUGGAGCAGCUGCCUUUCGGGAAUUCGUUUGUCUUUAAGCAGCAAAUAUUUAGAUCCCUAAUUCCGCUCGGUUUUAUCACUGUGUACCAUCGAGCCAAUUCGGAGACUUAGACCGGCCGGGGUGGCUGGCGGCCAGGGCGGCGAGGGAGGCUGCGCUUCGGACGUGGACAUUCAUUCCGCUCCGGCCGCGAUCCGGUCCCUGUUGCUGCGCUAAGCAUUUUCAACUACAGCAGGGGCGAGUUGAAGCGAAGCCCUUGUGUGAGGAGAGAAGAGCCACUAGAUGUUUUUCCCUGCUACAAAUUUCCCCGAAGAAGAGAAGAGAGCGGAACCGAGGGUCUGGGACUGGAUCUCCCAUUGGAUUUAAGAAAAGCGGAUUGUUUAAAUAUCAUCAGCAACUGUUUGCUGCGGCCAUUCAGCGGGUGCGCUUUGCACUCUCUCUCUCUCUCUCUCUCUCUCCCCCCCCCCAUCACCUUGCUACCCCGUUGCUAAAUAAACAGCUAUACUUGUUUUCUAUGAAGUAUUUGGAUACACCGCCAUCGCCCAUUCAUUUGUAUCUUUUAUUUAAAAAGUCAAAACUGCGCCGCUGAAAGCUCCGAAAAAAAGGGAAGAAGACGGCGGACUGCGCCGGGUGGUACGCGCUCAGAAAUCUGCAUGUAGUUUCCAGAGAUACUAAGAAAGCUCAUUUUAAAAAUACUUGCAUAUUAAGUGAUAUCUCGAGCGGGGGGAAAUAAAAACCAGCGAAGCCGGACACACAGACUGAUGCGCAGGAGGCAGGCUGCCUGCUCUGAGCCCAUAACGUUCAGCGAGGCCCUGUGAUGUGGAGGACCUGCCCAGUAGCUGAGUGACCACUUCUGGCCUGAACACUUUGCUGCGAUCUGGGAUGGAUUAGAGACCAGCACCUCCAGAGGUCAAAGGUGGCUGUGACAGGGGGACUCCCAGGGCAGGACCCAUGAGGAGUCAUAGAAGAUGCUCGCAGCCUGGGCGCCUCUGCUCCUCGUAGUCAUGGCGAUGAGAAGCACCUCCAGCCUCCCACUGUCCCUGCGAAUCGCCGCCAUCUUGGACGAUCCCAUGGAGUGCAGCCGGGGGGAGCGGCUGGCCAUCACCUUGGCCAAAGAGGGAAUCAACCGAGCCAGCAACCGCUCCACCACGGGCAAGCUGGAAGUGGACAUCUUCGAGCUUCUAAGGGACAGCGAGUACGAGACCGGGGAGACCAUGUGCCAGAUCGUCUCCAAGGGUGUGGUGGCAGUUCUGGGUCCCUCUGCUAGCCCGGCCUCCAACUCCAUCAUCAGCAACAUCUGCGGAGAAAAAGAGGUGCCUUACGUGAAGGUGGCCCCUGAGGACGCCCUGAAGGUGCAGUUUCCCCGGUUCACCACCUUGGACCUGCGGCCCACCAACACCGACGUCAGCCUGGCAGUGGCCAGCCUGCUGGGCUUCUUCAACAACACCAUGGCCUGCCUGGUCUGCGCCAACGCCGACUGCCUGCUGAACCUUGAGAGACUCUUGCGUCAGUUCCUCAUCUCUAAGGAGACGCUCUCAGUGCGCAUGCUGGACGAUAGCCAGGACCCCACGCCACUCCUUAAGGAAAUCCGUGAUGACAAGGCUGCCACCAUCAUUGUGGAUGCCAACCUUACCAUGUCCCACAUCAUCCUGGAGAAAGCCUCUGACUUGGGGAUGCUCACGAUCUACUAUACCUACAUCUUCACGUCGCUGGAAUUCUCUCUACUGCAGCUGGACGACGUGGUGGACCAGCGGGUCAACAUCGUGGGCUUCUCUGUCUUCAAUCGCAGCCACCCCUUCUUCCAAGACUUCCUCCUCAGCCUUAAUCGCUCCUGGCAGGAGAACUGUGACCACGCCCCCUUCGCCGGGGCUCCGCUGUCCUCGGCGCUGAUGUUUGACGCGGUGUAUGCCGUGGUGGCGGCCGUCCAGGAGCUGAACCGCAGCCAGAAUGUCGGUGCCACGCAGCUCUCCUGCAAGUCCUCCAGGAUCUGGGAGCACGGUACCAGCCUGAUGAACUACCUGCGGAUGGUAGAAUUGGAUGGUCUCACAGGGCACAUCGAGUUCAACAGCAAGGGCCAGAGAUCCAACUACGCCCUACGGGUCAUGCAGAGCACCAGAGACGGGCUAAGGCAGAUCGGGCAAUGGCACUCAGAGCAGGGCCUAUCCAUGGACCAGAGACUGUACUCCCCCAACGCCACCGACACGCUGCGAAACGCUACGCUCACCAUCACCACCAUCCUGGAGAAUCCAUAUGUGAUGCUGCGGGAGAACCACCAGGACCUGGAGGGUAAUGAGCGCUAUGAGGGCUUCUGUGUGGACAUGCUGAGGGAGCUGGCCCACAUCCUCAGAUUCAACUACCGCAUCCAGCUGGUGGGCGAUGGGGUCUACGGCGUCCCGGGGGCCAACGGCACCUGGACGGGCAUGGUGGGCGAGCUCAUCUCACGGAAAGCUGACCUGGCUGUGGCCGGACUGACCAUCACAUCAGAGAGGGAGAAGGUCAUCGACUUCUCCAAGCCAUUCAUGACCCUGGGCAUCAGCAUCCUGUACAGAGUGCACCUGGCCCGCAGACCUGGAUACUUCUCCUUCCUGGACCCGUUCUCCCCCGGAGUCUGGCUCUUCAUGCUGCUCGCCUACCUAGCCGUCAGCUGUGUGCUCUUCCUAGUGGCCAGACUUACUCCUUAUGAAUGGUACAAUCCUCACCCCUGCCAGAGAGGGCGCUGUAACCUGGUGCUCAACCAGUACUCCCUGGGCAACAGCUUCUGGUUUCCUGUGGGGGGGUUCAUGCAGCAGGGCUCUGCUAUCGCCCCCCGAGCUCUGUCCACACGUUGCGUCAGUGGUGUCUGGUGGGCCUUCACACUCAUCAUCAUCUCCUCCUACACGGCCAACCUGGCCGCCUUCCUCACCGUGCAGAGGAUGGAGGUGCCCAUCGAGUCUGUGGACGACCUCGCUGACCAGACGGCCAUCGAGUACGGCACCAUGCACGGCGGGUCCACCAUGACAUUCUUUCAGAACUCACGGUACCAGACGUACCAGCGCAUGUGGAACUACAUGCACUCCAAGCAGCCUGGCGUGUUUGUGAAGAGCACGGAGGAAGGGAUCGCUCGCGUCCUCAACUCCAACUACGCCUACCUGCUGGAGAGCACCAUGAACGAGUACCACCGGCAGCGCAACUGCAACCUCACGCAGAUCGGCGGCCUGCUGGACACCAAGGGCUACGGCAUCGGCAUGCCACUGGGCUCUGUGUACCGGGACGAGUUUGACCUGGCCAUCCUCAAACUCCAGGAGGACAACCGGCUGGAGAUCCUCAAGCGGAAGUGGUGGGAGGGAGGGAAGUGUCCCAAGGAGGAAGACCACCGUGCCAAAGGACUGGGCAUGGAAAACAUCGGGGGGAUCUUUGUGGUGCUGGUGUGUGGCCUGCUCGCGGCCAUCUUCAUCGCGGUGGUGGAGUUCUCCUGGAUGCUUCGCCACUCACACGGGACAGAGCUGUCCGUGUGUGACGAAAUGCUGCAGGAGCUGCGUGGGAUCGUGACGUGCCGGGACAGCUUGCAGCUGCGGCGGCGGAGGGGCCCAGGCGGGGCGCCGCGGACGAGGCCCCUCCUUCCCGAGGAGCCCGGGCGGCUGCGGGCGGUGACCAGCCUCAGCAAUGGCAUGGUGUGUGGGGCGGGGGCCGCGGCCGGCGUGCCCGAGGUGCUCGCCCACAGACUGGCUCAGGAGGCCGCCCUGGUGGCACGGAGCUGCGGCCACGCCCGCAUCUGCCCCGAGUGCCGCCGUUUCCAGGGGUUACGGGCACGUGUGGCGGGAGCAGCCGGGGCCUCACCCACCCACAGCGAGGGCAGCUUCGAGUGGGAGAAGACCAUUGACGUCGGGGAGCCCGAGUAGACCGCACGAUCACCCCCCUCCCCCUCCCGUUUGGUCUGUUCCGUUUCCCUGGGCACUCUGAGGCAGGUACUGUAGCAGGUGGGUGGGCUCAGGGAGCUCUACAGCAGACUGGACCGUACCACACCUCCUGGGGGAGUGUCCAACUCUGUGCCCACUGUCUCCCCAGGGCUCUGGCAGUCUUGCCCAUGAGGAGCAUCGUACUAUGCAGUAUCUCUCUUUGCUUUGUCGCUGUUGUUUAUUUUCCAUCGGGUCCGUCAUCUGCCGAUGCAGAUAUUCGUCACUGCGGUUUCGGUAUUACUGCUGUCCCCAUCGCCUAUUAUUAGCAUAAGCAUCGUUGUUCAUUUUUUCUUUUUUUUUUACGAUCUACGGACACACUUUCCGACUGAGAGCUGCAGAAACCGACCGGGGAGAGGGAGGAGACUUCGAAUCACUCGUUCGGUUUUAAAAAGUGCCAAAAACUGUGUGUGAACCCUGUGCUGUGGAACCGAGUCGCAUCGCAGCCCCGACGGAAACGGCGAGUGGACGGAACACGAUGUGCACA